AUGUCAGACGAUAACGCCAGCGACAAGCAGGAAAUCUCCACCGUGGAGAUGCUGCGUCGCUACCAAACCGCAGAUAGUGUUCUGCUCCCCAUCCCCAGAGAUGCAUUUGAGAAAAUGUAUCUCAAUCCCAAGUUACCCACGGCGGGAAAUUUGCGCCGUACAUUCGGAAACCCGACACCAAUCUCCUUGAUGGGUUUCUUACUCGCAGCUACUCCUGCUGCUAUGCUGACGAUGGGCUGGCGAGGCUCUGGUGGCAAUGGUGGAGCUAUUUUGCCGGUAUUCAUCUUUUUCGGUGGAAUGGUGCAGAUUCUCGGCGGCAUUGGAGAAUGGAUUAUUGGAAAUACAUUCUCGUGUGCUCUUUUCUUCACAUAUGGCACUUUCUGGAUUGUGCAGGGUACAACUCAGAUGCCAUUCUUCGGAGUCGGCACAAAUUAUUCACCCACUGGAAAUACACUUCAGGGGGCUCAGACCCCGGAAUUUGACGCUACAAUCGGCCUGUACUAUGUUAUUCUCGCCGUACUCACUUUCGUCUACCUGAUAUGUUCGAUUCGAACAAACGUCUGCCUUUUCCUCGCUUUAUUCCUUCUCGUCAUAACCUUUUCUCUGACAGCGGCCGUUUACUUCCAAAUGGCAUUGGAGAAUGCUGCUGCGGCUGCUAAACUACUAAAGGCUGCCGGUGCAUUUAAUUUCGCACUUUGUAUUCCAAUUUGGCAUAUCUUCAUAGCGCAGAUUCUGGAAGCAGUGGAUUUCCCCUUCGCACUCCCGGUGGGUGAUCUGAGUACCGUUAUACCAGGGAGAUCACAGAAACUUAGGAAGCGCGAAGCAGCCACCUAG
Messenger RNA from Penicillium angulare, 834 nucleotides. Its product is annotated as putative plasma membrane ammonium transporter (Ato3). NCBI's taxonomy places the organism in Eukaryota, Fungi, Ascomycota, Eurotiomycetes, Eurotiales, Aspergillaceae. Bases 1 to 834 code for a protein of 277 amino acids. The record is from RefSeq and is a predicted model, not a curated record. The transcript is spliced from 4 exons. Gene Ontology annotation, molecular function: acetate transmembrane transporter activity. Gene Ontology annotation, cellular component: plasma membrane.